Messenger RNA from Lolium perenne, 357 nucleotides. Its product is annotated as ubiquitin. Gene Ontology annotation, molecular function: protein binding. Lineage: Eukaryota; Viridiplantae; Streptophyta; Magnoliopsida; Poales; Poaceae. The record is from RefSeq and is a predicted model, not a curated record.
CGAUCCAGAUCAAGAAAACAACUCCGCAAUCCUCCGCCAAGAUGCAGAUCUUCGUGAAAACUCUGACCGGCAAGACCAUCACCCUCGAGGUUGAGUCGUCUGACACCAUCGACAAUGUCAAGGCGAAGAUCCAAGACAAGGAGGGCAUCCCACCGGACCAGCAGCGCCUUAUCUUUGCUGGCAAGCAGCUCGAGGAUGGCCGCACCCUUGCAGAUUACAACAUCCAGAAGGAGUCCACACUCCACCUGGUGCUCCGCCUUCGUGGUGGCCAGUGAUUUUCUUUGGAAUUUAGGUUCACAAGUCUGCUGUGCCUUUUGGCUUCACUCUGAAGCUAUUGCCUACUAUUAAUUUGGUUAU